Messenger RNA from Ilex paraguariensis (yerba mate), 813 nucleotides. The record is from the annotation of a GenBank genome assembly. Lineage: Eukaryota; Viridiplantae; Streptophyta; Magnoliopsida; Aquifoliales; Aquifoliaceae.
GAAGAGUUGAUUGGUGGAAAUAAUAACAGGGAAUGGCAAGUAGUAAAAGGUGUAGUUUCUAAGGAGAAUCAAAGUAUAAGGGGGAGUUCUCCUGUGCAAAUUGAUGGAAAUAGAUUGCAGAAGGAGGUGGAGCAAGUUAUGUUAAAUGAUGUUUUGGUUACUCAAGAUAAGGGUAUUGUUACUUUGGGGCAGUCUACUUAUUCACCUCAAGGAGAUGGUAAUGGAGUGGAAUUUUUGUCUAAUUUUUUAGCUGGCCAAAUGAAUGUUUGUUUGGGUCAAAAUAUUUUGAUUGAUUCUCCAAUGCAAGUGGAUCAGGUUAAUCCUAUUUUUGAAACUAGUCAAAGUAUAGUUGUGUUGAGUUCUAGUGAGGUGGGAUCUAAGAGUAUCGUUGGUCAAGAUAAUAAUCAAUAUGUGAAUCAGAUGGUUAUUCCUAAAAUAUCUAGUUCUCUGGCUAGGUUGGAGACAAUUAAGGGGAAUGUGAGGGAUGGAAAAGAUAGUUUUGAGUUCUGCCAUCUGAAUAAGCUAGCUUCUCAGUUUGGGAACUUUGCCUUUUAUGUUCAUCAUUUUUCCACUUCUAGAGGAUCUUCUUUGGCUUUGGACGAUGAACAUGAUUUGGUAAGAAAUAGAGAACCUCAUGAUAAAGGCUACUUUUUAGAUUCUUGUAGUACGUUACAUAGCAGUGAAUUGUUGAGAAGAGUUGUAGUUGAUAGUGAAGGUUUUGAAGAUUCUGAUGAUGUAUCUUUCGAAUUUUCAUCUGCUGAGGUGGAAAAUAGACUGAGGUCGAGAGAGGAGGGUUUGCCUCUUCAUGUUUAA